Messenger RNA from Colletotrichum higginsianum IMI 349063, 255 nucleotides. RefSeq lists its product as uncharacterized. The record is from RefSeq and is a predicted model, not a curated record. NCBI's taxonomy places the organism in Eukaryota, Fungi, Ascomycota, Sordariomycetes, Glomerellales, Glomerellaceae. Bases 1 to 255 code for a protein of 84 amino acids. The transcript has 2 exons.
AUGGAGAAAGAGCCCCAGAUCACCGAUUUGGGAGAGAGUACCGUACGAUCCUACAGUCGCAUCGUAUCGGACAGAGAGCGCCGUAACCCUAUCUUUUGUGUUCCCUCUGCCGCGCACGGGAAAUUGGUACGUGUGGAGGAUGACAAGCAAGAUGCUGCUGCUGCUGCUGCUGCUGCUGCUGUCUCUCCUGUUACUGUACUAUUAGCAAGACAGGUCCCUUUCUCUCCUGACGGUCCACAUCGGAGUGGGCACUGA